AUGGCGUUUCACCACAAUCACCUCUCUCAGGACCUCUCCUUCAAUCAUUUCACCGACCAACACCAACCUCCUCCUCCGCCGCCUCCGCCACCGCAGCAGCAACAACAGCAACAGCAACAUUUCCAGGAAGCACCGCCUCCUAACUGGCUUAACACGGCUCUUCUCCGCUCCGACAACAAUUUCCUUAACCUCCACACAGCCACCGCCAACACCACCGCCGCAAGCAGCUCCGAUUCUCCUUCCUCCGCCGCAGCCGCCGCCGCUAAUCAGUGGCUAUCCCGUUCCUCCUCCUCCUUCCUCCAACGAACCGGCAGCAACAACAACAACGCCGCCUCCGGUGCAGCCGUUGUCGGAGACGUCAUCGACGACGUUACAGGAGGAGCGGAGCCGAUGAUCGGCGGAGAGAUGAAGAGCGGCGAUAACAAGCACGACGGAGGAGCUGCAGCGGCGGAGGGCGUGGUGAGCUGGCAGAAUGCGAGGCACAAGGCGGAGAUCCUCUCGCAUCCGCUCUACGAGCAGCUCUUGUCGGCGCACGUCGCGUGUCUAAGGAUCGCAACGCCGGUGGACCAAUUGCCGAGGAUUGACGCCCAGCUUGCGCAGUCGCAGCACGUCGUCGCUAAAUACUCCGCUUUAGGCGCCGGCCAAGGACUCGUCGGCGACGACAAGGAGCUUGACCAGUUCAUGACGCAUUAUGUGCUGCUUCUGUGUUCUUUCAAAGAGCAAUUGCAACAACACGUGCGUGUUCAUGCGAUGGAAGCUGUGAUGGCUUGCUGGGAGAUUGAGCAGUCUCUUCAGAGCUUAACAGGAGUGUCUCCCGGUGAAGGCAUGGGAGCAACAAUGUCGGAUGAUGAAGAUGAGCAAGUAGAGAGCGAUGCUAAUAUGUACGAUGGUGGCUUAGAUGUCUUGGGUUUUGGUCCUCUGAUUCCUACUGAGAGCGAGAGAUCUUUAAUGGAACGAGUUAGACAAGAACUCAAACAUGAACUCAAACAGGGUUACAAGGAGAAGAUAGUGGACAUAAGAGAGGAGAUACUGAGGAAGAGAAGAGCUGGGAAGUUACCAGGAGACACAACCUCUGUUCUCAAAGCAUGGUGGCAAUCUCAUUCCAAAUGGCCUUAUCCUACUGAGGAAGAUAAGGCGAGGUUGGUGCAAGAGACAGGUUUGCAGCUAAAGCAGAUAAACAAUUGGUUCAUCAAUCAGAGAAAGAGGAACUGGCACAGCAAUCCAUCUUCUUCCACUGUCUUGAAGAACAAACGCAAAAGCAAUGCAGGUGACAAUAGUGGAAGAGAGCGUUUCACGUAA
Molecule: messenger RNA, 1299 nt
Organism: Microthlaspi erraticum
Lineage: Eukaryota; Viridiplantae; Streptophyta; Magnoliopsida; Brassicales; Brassicaceae
Source: the annotation of a GenBank genome assembly